Vitis riparia (riverbank grape) is the source of this 764-nucleotide messenger RNA. Its product is annotated as flavin-containing monooxygenase FMO GS-OX-like 2. The coding region runs from base 245 to 556 and encodes 103 amino acids. The transcript has 5 exons. The record is from RefSeq and is a predicted model, not a curated record. Lineage: Eukaryota; Viridiplantae; Streptophyta; Magnoliopsida; Vitales; Vitaceae.
UGUGAGGUACGUAUUCUCAAUCCUAUAUUUACAGAUAGAAUUUGUUUAUGAAGAUGGUAAGGUUGUCUUUCAAGAUGGAUCCUCAGUUCAUGCAGAUACCAUUUUUUAUUGUACUGGAUACAAAUACCAUUUUCCAUUUAUUGAAACAAAUGGAAUUGUAACCAUUGAUGACGAUAACCGUGUUGGGCCACUGUAUAAACAUGUCUUCCCUCCGCACUUAGCUCCUUGGCUCUCUUUCAUUGGAAUGCCUAAGCAGGAUACACCAUUUCUGACAACCGAGUUACAAUCCAAGUGGUUGGCUCAUGUUUUAUCUGGUAAGGUGUUGCUGCCAACAGAAGAGGAGAUGAUGUCUGAUGUCGAAAAUUACUAUCAUCAUAUGGAGGAAACUGGAGUGCCCAAGAGCUUCACCCAUGUCCUUCCCCCCAAUGAGAUUGAGUACAGGAAUUGGCUACUGGCUCAGGUGGAAAUGCCACCAUUGAAGGAGUGGAGAGGAAGAAUGUACAGGGAGUGUGUCAAGUUUGCAAAAGCCAAGCCAGAUGGGUACAGGGAUCAAUGAGAUGAUGAUUAUUGGGAUGCAGUCAUCGCAUCACAGGAAGUAAACCAUCUGGCAAAUGGAGAAGAUGUUGGGGUUGCUGAAGAUGUAGCCUAGUUAUCAGUUGUAUCGACAAAAUAAGUAGAAAUCUUUGUACUUUACAUGCAUCUUGUUAAUUCAAGAUUUCAAAUUUUAAGCAUUUAUUGUCUUAGCAAAAUUAUAGUUGGCAUUU